This is a messenger RNA of Vidua macroura (Pin-tailed whydah), 2517 nucleotides long. Its product is annotated as shootin-1-like. The coding region runs from base 1 to 2517 and encodes 838 amino acids. NCBI's taxonomy places the organism in Eukaryota, Metazoa, Chordata, Aves, Passeriformes, Viduidae. The record is from RefSeq and is a predicted model, not a curated record. The transcript is spliced from 16 exons.
AUGGCCUGGGCUGGGGACGGAGUCGGGGGACACCUGGCGGUCCUGGCUUGGGUCCCCGCAGCCAUCCUGCAGUCCGGGAGCAGCGAGGAGGAGGAGGAGGAGGAUGAAGAGGCAGCCCCUGGACAGCACCUGCUCCUGGAUCCAGUGCCAGAUGACACCGAGACUCGGCUGGCCCAGCUGGAGCAAGCGUCGCAGGCGCUGCUGGCCGAGCUGGCGGCGCUGGACACCGAGGUGGAGCUGGAGCAGCGGUGCCGGCAGCGAGCCCAGGCCUUCAGCGCCCAGGAGAAGGCGCAGCUGGAGAGGAUCAGCCUGGCCGGGACGCCCGAGGGGACCCCAGGGGAGGUGACAGCUGUGAUGACCCCCGAGGUGGCCCCAGGGGAGGUGACACCCACAGGGGUGGCCCUGGAGGAGGCACCCGCCCCUGCCCAGCUCCCAGCUCCACAGGAAAAUCUCUCCCAGCUCCUGGAACAGCACCGGCACCUCCAGGUGCAGCUGCAGCACCUGCACGCCCAGCUGGAGCUGGAGCGGGAGGAGCAGCAGCGCCUGCGGGCGGCCCUGGCCGCCAGCCAGAGGGCACUGAGGUCCUUCAAGAGAGUGUCCCAGAUUGUCACCCAGGAUUACUGCCAGGCCCUGGAGCAGCUGGAGCUGGAGCAGGACCUGCGCUGCCACGCCGAGGCCUUCGCCCACCAGAUGCUGGUCCAGCAGAAGGAGGCGAAGCGCCAGAGCUCCAUCCUGCUGAGGAGCGCCGCGCCCGAUUCCCAAAUCCUGGAAGCGCUCCAGGAACUGCAAAAACUCAGCCGGGAGCUGGAGGAGGCGCGGCAGGAACGGCGCCAGCGAGAGAAGGAGCUGGAGCAGGAGCGGGAGGAGCUGCAGCGGGCGCGGGAAGCGCUGGAGGAGGCGCGGCAGGAGAAGGAGGAGCUGAGGGAGAGGCUGGAAGGGCUGGAGAAGGAAGUGGGAUCCCUCCGGGAGCAGCUGGCACAGCGGCCGCCACCUCAGAGCCACCCCGAGGUGCCACCGCCGCCACCCGCUGCCACCCGCCCGCUGCCACCCGCCCGUCCCCCGCCGAGUAGGGGAGGGGACAGGGUGACAGAUGUGAGGCGUCACCUGCUGUCCCCUCCGGUGUCACCUCCUGUCCCCCCCGCAGCCCCCUGGCCGCCCUCCGGCAGAGGAAGGCGCGGAAAAAACCGGGAGCAGAGUGACCCGGGGACCGAGGACAUCCGGGCCCGGGCCGUGCAGGAGAUGCUGGAGCGGAUCCGCAGCGGGAUCGUCCUGCGGCCGGCCAGGGCCCGGCCACCCCCGUGCCAGGACUCCAGGGCCAGCAAGAGGCGCAGCGCGGCGCUGGAGCUGCAGGGCAUCCUGGGUGCCCUGCGGAGGCCGAGCCGGAGGCGCAGCCGGAAGAGCCGGGAUCAGCAGCUGGGAUCCGUCCUGGAGCUGGGAUCCAUCCUGGAGCGGCGGCGCCGGGCCCUGGACGCUUCCACGGGGGAUUCCACGGGGGAUUCCAUGGGGAAUUCCAUGGGAAAUUCCAUGGGCACCAAUUCCAAGGGCACCAAUUCCAUGGGGAAUUCCAUGGGGAAUUCCAUGAGCACCAAAUCCACGGGCACCGAUUCCAUGGGGAACCAUUCCAAGGGCACCAAUUCCAUGGAGAAUUCCAAGGGCACCAAUUCAGUGAGGAAUUCCAUGAGCACCAAUUCCACGGGUAACCAUUCCAAGGGCACCAAUUCCAUGGGAAAUUCCAUGGGCACAAAUUCCAUGGGCACCAAAUCCACGGGCACCAAAUCCAUGAGGAACCAUUCCAAGGGCACCAAUUCCAUGGGGAAUUCCAUGGGCAUGAAAUCCAUGGGCACCAAAUCCACAGGCACCAAAUCCAUGGGCACCAAUUUCCUGGGCACCAAUUCCAUGGGGAACCAUUCCAUGGGCACCAGUUCCAUGGGAAAUUCCGUGGGCACCGAUUCCAAGGGCACCAAUUCCAUGGGGAAUUACAUGAGCACCAAAUCCAAGGGCACCAAUUCCAUGGGAAACCAAUCCAUGGGGAAUUCCAUGGGGAACCAUUCCAUGGGCACCAAUUCCAUGGGGAAUUCCAGGGGCACCAAAUCCGUGGGCACCAAUUCCAUGGGGAACCAUUCCAUGGGCACCAAUUCCAUAGAAAAUUCCAUGAGAAAUUCCAUGGGCACCAAUUCCAUGAGCACCAAUUCCAUGGGGAACCAUUCCAUAGACAAUUCCAUGAGAAAUUCCAUGGGCACCAAUCCCACGGGCGCCGAUCCCACGAGGAAUUCCACAGGAGCACAGGGGAGUGACGGAGCUGGGACGGAGCCGGCCGCGGGAAACCGCGACCGGGACAAGGACACGGAAAAGCACACGGAAAAGGACACGGAAAAGGACAUGGAAAAGGACACGGAAAAGGACACGGAGCAGGAGCAGGACCUGGCCAAGGUCCCCUUCCGCCCGCGGGGCCUCGGUGGCCUCCCCAGGACGCGUCCCCGUCCCCGCUGGGCUGGGGACAGCGGGGACAACGCCUAG